CAGAAAUACUCACCAGCACCCGGUGAUCACCGAGUAUUACCGAUGGAGGAGCGAACUGUAUGUAAACAAUACAGUUCAAUCCCCUGUCAGCUUCUGCACACUGAUUUGUAUGGCCCUGCGUAGCAGAGCCAGCGAAGCACACACACAGCACAUAAUGUGAAACAGCACACAGUUAACCCUUUGAUUGCCCAAGAUGUUAACCCCUUCCUGCCCAGUGCCAUUAGUACAGUGUCAGUGCUUUUUAUUAGCUCUGAUCACUGUAUUGGUGUCACUGGGGAUGUCAGUGACAACAGGUCAGUUCCACCCAGUGUCAGAAUGCUCGCCACAGUCCUGCUAUAAGUCGCUG
This is a messenger RNA of Staurois parvus, 346 nucleotides long. NCBI's taxonomy places the organism in Eukaryota, Metazoa, Chordata, Amphibia, Anura, Ranidae. The record is from the annotation of a GenBank genome assembly.